Molecule: messenger RNA, 7139 nt
Organism: Diceros bicornis minor
Lineage: Eukaryota; Metazoa; Chordata; Mammalia; Perissodactyla; Rhinocerotidae
Gene: VPS9D1
Product: VPS9 domain containing 1
Exons: 16
Coding region: 266-2176 (636 amino acids)
Biological process (GO): vesicle-mediated transport
Cellular component (GO): cytosol; endocytic vesicle
Molecular function (GO): small GTPase binding; guanyl-nucleotide exchange factor activity
Source: RefSeq, a predicted model, not a curated record
CACAGGCGUGGAGUGAGGGCGCCGGUUGUUGCACUCGCACGCUCGUGGCAACUGCGUGAGCAGGUUACUUGAGAGCUUCGCCAUCCCCAUCUCCUCCCCUUCGGCCCCGGGAACUGAGCACUCGGGGCGGCAGGGGCGGGGCCGCCGGAAGUGUGCCCGCGCCGGUCCUGCCUUUUCCCGCGGUCCGCUGCUCGGGCGGCGCCCGCGCCCGCUCAGGGGCACCAGGCGGACGUAAUGGAAUAGUUUGCCUCCACUGGCCCAACCCAUGCCUUCUCUCCCCUGGGCACAGGAAGCAUAUACAGAAUACCUAAGGAGCAUCCACUACAUCGCCCAGGUACUGCUGGAAGAAGUGGAAACCACCAAAGAAGCUGGGGAAACUGUGUCCCUGGACACCUCGAAGAUGCUGAAACUGGCUGAGCAGUGCCUGGAGAGGGCCCACUCAACAGCUGCCAAGCUUGGGAAAACACGCCUGAAGCCAGCCAUGCCUGUGGCUGCUCCUGUCCCCUCACCUACCACCCGACAUCGCCGGGUGUACUCAGAUGAGGGGGGGAAGCUCUCUCCAUUUCUGCCGCCUGAGAUCUUCCAGAAGCUUCAGGUGGUAGAGUCGCAAAGCUCUAAGAAAGAGCUGACACCCCUGGAGGAGGCCUCCCUGCAGAACCAGAAAUUGAAGGCUGCAUAUGAGGCUCGGAUGGCCCGUCUGGACCCCAGCCAGGCCCUGCAGAAGACAUCCCUGACCCUGUCUCUGCAGCGGCAGAUGAUGGAGAACCUGGUGAUUGCCAAAGCCCGGGAGGAGACACUGCAGAGGAAGAUGGAGGAGCGCCGGCUUCGACUCCAGGAGGCCGCCAACAGGAGGUUCUGCAGUCAGGUCGCCCUGACCCCGGAGGAGCGGGAGCAGCGGGCCCUUUAUGCCGCCAUCCUUGAGUACGAGCAGGACCACGACUGGCCAAAGCACUGGAGGGCCAAGCUCAAGAGGAGCCCAGGGGACCUGUCAUUGGUGACCAGCCUGGUCUCCCACCUGCUCAGCAUCCCGGACCACCCCAUCUCGAAGCUCCUGAAGAAGCUCCAGUGCGCUGUGUACCGCGCGCUGUACCCGGUGGUGAGCCAGGCCGCCGUGGGCGCUGCCUUGGCCCCGGGCUGCUGCACCCUGCCUGCGGACACCGACGGGCUGCUGGCCCCUGGAAGCCGGCGGCUUCGGCCUUCGCAGAGCCUCUACUGCAUGCUCUCCCCUCCAGAGCCAGGCCCGGCCCCGCAGCCCCCUGACAGCACCCCCGCCAGUCCUCCCACGCCCCUGCCCCACCCUGGCCCCCCCGACAGAGGGGCGGACAGCACCCCUGCAGGGCUGCCCUCACCCCUGGCAGACAUCUCAUCCCACCUGCCAUGCAAGGACAGCUCCUUCGAAGACCUGGAACAGUUUCUGGCUAAUUCUGAGAGGUGGGGCCAGGGCCCUGGGGGGUGGCCGGAGCCCCAGACCCCCGGGGUGAAGGAGCCAUUGCUGGAGCAGCUGAAGAGCACUGUGAAGGACAUCCACGAAGCCGUUGACAGGCUACUCUCGCUGACGCUCCUGGCUUUUGAAGGCCUGAACAUGGCCGCCUCCAAGGACCGCUGCCUGGCCUGCAUCGAGGAGUACUUCUUCUCCCCGCUGUGGCCCCUGCUGCUGACCUUCUACAGGAGCGUGCACCGCCCCCGGGAGGCUGCCCUGAGCAGGAGCAUGGAGCUCUACAGGAAUGCGCCCCCAGCAGCCGUAGGCAUCCCCGCCAAGCUCCUCCCUCGGGACCCUGAGGCCAUGGGAGCUGGUGCCUACCCCUACUGCACAGCAGCCCAGGAGCUGGGUCUGCUGGUUCUGGAGAGCUGCCCCCAGAAGAAGCUGGAAUGCGUUGUGAGGGCCCUGCGGGUCAUCUGUGCCUGUGCAGAGGAUUACUACCGGGCCCAGGAGGCUGGACUCCAGGCUGGACCCCAGCCCGGCACCACUGUCAUUGGUGCCGAUGACCUGCUGCCCAUUCUGUCUUUCGUGGUGCUGAGAAGCGGCCUCCCGCAGCUGGUGUCGGAGUGUGCAGCCCUGGAGGAGUUCAUUCACGAGGGGUACCUGAUUGGAGAGGAGGGCUACUGCCUGACGUCACUGCAGAGUGCCUUGAGCUUCGUGGAGCUGCUGCCCCGGGGGGCUCUGGGAUGGCGCUGAGCUGAGUCAGCUCCCAGGAACCGGGCCCUUUUCUCCCCUGACCCAGUCUCUGAGAGGCCCCGUGCAGGGACACUGGAGCUGCGGACUCCCCUGGACAUGCUCACCCCUGAUGUCUCAGCCCACUGACGCCCCACGGGCCCCGCCAACCCCAGGGCAGAGAAGGGCCGUGGGCCUGGCUGAGGACGGGUCUAGCUUCUCUCCCUUCCUGUCCCCUGAGAAGGCAGUCAGAACUCCCUGAGCCAGUCUCCUGUCAGAGUCAGGAAGAGAGCCUGUCAUCACCCCCGCCCCGCGGCCUGGGGCCCAAGUGGUUUGAGACUGUGCUGUUUAUUUAUUGGGCAUUGACCACUCCACUCUCCCCUGGAGGCCCAGGUGUCCCUGGGGCAACCAUACAUCCCUGGGGUCUCGGAGCCAUCCUACCCUUGGCACUGGGCGUUAGACAUCCCAAGACCCCUGGCCAGUUCCCACCUCCACACAUCUCCUUCCAGGUGGGUGUGAGCCCAAGGGUCAGCGCCUGCCAGCAGCCCACUAUCCGUUAUGUUACAUGCCCCUGGGCCGCCAUUGACCCAGCCAAAAAUAAAGAGGUCACUGAUGUAUCACUCCGCGUAGCUGGCUUGCUCCCCAGCCCACUGGCCGGGCGGAGGCCAGGCAGCACAGCCAACCCCUCUGCUGAUCAGGAAGAGCCAGGCUGUCCCAGAGACUACUGAGGCCCACCACCAAACCAAGCCUGCCCCCACAGAUCCUCUCUGCAGAAAGGUGAUCCUCCUGGGGCUGCACCCUCUAGGACAAGACACACUGCAGGGCCUAGUGGGGUGGGCAGGGCCAGGGUCAGAGGUCGUCACUGGGCACUUGAGCCUGGAGUACUUGGUCUGAGGGCUUUGAGGAAUCCUUUCCAUUCUACAGGUGGGGAACACGCAGGUGCCCUGAGUGCUGGUACAUGGGACCCCUGGAGAGGGAAAGGCGGCCCAGCCCCAGCCGUGGCACCAUCCGCCUGGGAAGGAGGGACCCCCAGCAACCUGGGUCACCACAGAGGCAGGCGGCUUGGGCCCAGCCACACCAGAGGCUGGUUGUGGGAGCAGUGUUUGAGGUCCUCGGAGAAAGGCUCUUACAGAACAGCCACAGUUGGUGUUUACUGGGCACCGUGCCAGGCGGUGUACCAAGCCGAUUUACCCCUCACAAGAAGCCCGUGAGGAAACUGAGGCACAGGAGGUGAAGUGCCUUCUUCAGGCCACAUCUUAUGGUGAUGCAGCUGGGUCUGAGCCCAUCAGGCCAACUCCAGAGGUCAGUGGGUAUCUGAGGCCGUGACCCCAAGGGCAGGCGUUAGGCCCGGUGGGCUGGGGCAGCUGUCCUGUCAGAAGCCUUUGUGGGCUGGGCUCCCCUGCCCAGCAGCGCCCACCCACUCACCUGCCCUGCCCUUGAAGCUCUGAGUCCCUGCACCCAACCCCACCCCUGUCUCCUCAUCCUGCCCUCUCCAGAGGAAGCCCCCUGGCCCUGUCCUCAGCCCCCCUGGCAUUCUGCUUGUGCUUUUGUGAGCAUGGAGUUCUGAGUUCCCCAGACCUGGUGUGAAUCCUAGCUAGCCCAGAGCCUGGGGAGGAGGGGGAUGUCCCUGCUCCAGGCCUGACAUUGACGGCUAGAGGAUGGGAUUUUAAAGCCCCCUUUCGUAGAGCUUGUGGAGGAUGAAGUGUGUCUGUGAAGCUAAGUCUGAUAGUGGGAGCACCGGUUCGCUCUGCACGAGGGGCCACACCGCGGGCUGAGCUGUCUCCUUGGCACCCUGCUCAAGACACUGAGAUCAGACAGGCUUGUGCUCAGGCUGCUUCCGGCUGUGUGGCUUUGGGCCAGUUCUUUAGCCUCUCUGAGCCUGUGUCUCCUCCAUACAACAGGGAUGAAUAAUUGAUUCUUCACAUUGGAAAUCCUGCAAGUCAACAAGAAAAAGGCAGGAGCCCCAAUUAGAAAAAUAGCAAAGGCUAUGAACAAACUAUCUACAGAAGAGGAAAUUUAAAAAGCUAAUCGGGGGGGCUGGCCCGGUGGCACAAGCAGUUAAGUGCGCGCGCUCCGCUGCACUGGCCCGGGCUUCACCGGUUCAGAUCCCGUGCGCACACUGAUGCACUGCUUGUCAAGCCAUGCUGUGGCGGCGUCUCAUAUAAAGUGGAGGAAGAUGGGCAUGGAUGUUAGCCCAGGGCCAGUCUUCCUCAGCAAAAAGAGGAGGAUUGGCAGAUGUUAGCUCAGGGUCGAUCUUCCUCACAAAAAUAAAAAGCUAAUCCACAUAAGAAGAGGUGUUCACAGUCACAAAAAAAUCAAGAAAUGCACAUGAGAACAGUAACAAGAUCAGACUUCAUAGGCAAUGGACUAGUGGAAACUAGAAAGCCAGACAAUACAGAGCGUGGCAGUAUGUGGUAGAUGGGAACCACUUGCACAGUGUGGCGUGGACUGGGCAGUGGAUUCAGACAGCCAGCUGCAGGCCUGGGCCAAGGUACACAUCAAUUGAUCCUCUGACCUUGCGACUCUGCUUCUGGUUGUAGCCCAAAAUGAUAGAAGGACGUGUACACAGACAGAGUUGAGGCAAUGUAGCAUCCACCUCAGCAGAUGGGAGAGGAGAAUGUGGUAAAAGCACGUGGUCCCAGGUGUCUACUGCUGCAUGACUGACCACCCUGACUCACUGGCUUAAACACACAGCAGUCAUUCACUUUGCUCGAGGGUCUUCCAUUUGGGCAGGUUCAAUGGGAACAGCUUGUCUCUGACCCCCCAGCAUCAGCUAGGUCAGCCUCCAGUUUUGGCUGACCCAAUGUCCAGGGCUUGAAAUCAUCUGGAGAUUUGUCCACAGGUCUGUGGUGGAUGCGUGUCAGCCAGGACUUCAGUCGGGGCUGUCAGAACAACUGUGUGAGGCCUGCGUUAGUUUCCUGUGGCUGCUGUGACAGAAUACCACAAACUGGAUGGCUUAAAAUAACAGAAAUUUACAAAAACAAAAAGAAAUUUACUCUCUCAAAGUUAUUUGAGAGCAUGCCAGAACUUUGAAAUCAAGGUGUCGAUAGGGCUGUGCUCCCUCAAAGUGCUAGCGUUGAAUCCUUUGCCUUCUGGUGGCUCCUGCAGUCCUUGGCUUGUAGCCACAUCACUCUAGUCUCUGCCUCUGUCAUCAUGUGCCUUCUCCCCCAUGCGUCUGUGUCUAAACUUCCCUCUUCUUUUUUUUUUUAAUAAUUUUAUUUAUUUAUUUCCCCCAAAGCCCCAGUAGAUAGUUGUGUGUCAUAGCUGCACGUCCUUCUAGUUGCUGUAUGUGGGAUGCGGCCUCAGCCUGGCCGGAGAAGCAGUGAGUUGGUACAUGCCCGGGAUCCAAACCCGGGCCACCAGCAGCGGAGUGUGCGCGCUUAACCACUAAGCCAUGGGGCCAGCCCAUAAACUUCCCUCUUCUUAUAAGGACACCAGUCAUAUUGGAGUUGGGCACAUCCUAAUCCAGUGUGACCUCAUCUUAACUUGAUUAUACCUGCAAAGACCCUAUUUCCAAAUAAGCUCACCUUCCCAGGUUCUAGGUGGACAUGAAUUUUGGGGGACAUUAUUAUAAUCAGCCUAGUACAAGGCCUUUCCGUGUGGCUGCCAGCUUCCUCACAGUGUAGUGGCUAGGUUCCUAGAGUGAGCAUCUCAAGACAACAUGGCUUUUUUUUUUUCUUUUGCUGAGGAAGAUUGUCCCUGAGCUACCAUCCAUUGCCAAUCUUCCUCUUUUUGUUUUUCUAUGUGAGCCACCACCAUAGCAUGGCUGCUAACAGAUGAGCGAUGUAGGUCCGUACCGGGAACCGAACCCAGUCCGCCGAAGUGGAGCAUGCUCAACUUAACUAUUAGGCCGCCGGGGCUGGCCCGAGACAACAAGGCAUUUUAUGACAGGUGGAGGCAGGUGCAAAGACCUGCACAGGUUCAAGUGUCACACUGAGGAAGAGCCACACUCCCUGGAGCAGCACACAACAGUUAAGAGCAAUUGCCUGGGGUCACACACAGCCACAGAGAUGCAUGUCAAACAGUGCUGAGUGCAGAAGCAAAGAAGCAAGAGUGAGGUGCAGAGCAGAACACGGUCCACACAGGGCUGAAAAUGAACGUGCAUCAUCCUGUGCACUCUACUAGGAUGUGUACGGAGGGUGCACAUCCACCGCUUUAAUGGAGGGGGCUGUGGUUGUGGCUGAAGGCCGUUUGACAAAUCGGCAGAAGCGUUGCAUCCAUCCGAGAUCACGAUUAACUCAGUCAUGAACUGCAGCGGGGUUUGCUCAGCCCUUUCGCGCAAGCAGAAGAUGUGCUGAAGGUGUAAGAGGUUAACUGUCCCCUUAGGGUUGGCGUGGCCCGGGGUUGGGUUCAGUAAACCGCAAGAGAAGGACUUCCACAUUCAGUGGUGGCCGGCAAGAUGACGGGGAAAUCCCGCUUGGCUCCGUGGAAAUUAAUAAAAGAAACCUUAACUAAACUGGAUCAGGAAGGCCUGUAGUGGGAGGUGUCAGGUCCCAUCACACAUCGUCAAAGUCACCAAACCGGAAGAGACAGACUUGCAUCUCAGACAGAAAGUAUAACUAAUGUACUACUGAAGGAAGAUUUCUCUCUGGACCCAGCAACAGCCCACCCAAGGAGAAGUGCUGCAGCUCAGCCAAUGAGAAGCUGUUGCUGCCCUGAACUGUUACUUCCCCCCAACGGACUUCCGUUUAGAACAGCCCUUCCCACUCCCCCUUUUCUCUAUAAAAGCAGAUCCCGCGUUUGUUUUCUGGAUUUGUCUAUGGUUCGCCAUAGCAUGCACAUCCGGAAGUGGAAUUUUGUUGGCUAUUCCGGAAUAGCCCCGCCCCUCUAGGAGAUGGCACCGCAUCACCCCCCCUCCCCCAUCUGGCCAAUCCCGUUCGGUAACACGGAGGGUCCCGCCUCUGCCAGAUGGUAGGCCCGUCCCUCCAGGAGAUGGCCCCGCCCUGUGCCCCGCCCCCCCCCCCGGCGGCGCAGGGGAAGCCCGGCA